UUUUACUGCACGCAACAUGUGAAGUAUGAAAUAGAAUGCAUUAACCUAAAAUCUAUACGUUUGUUUACAAUUUCUAUAUACACGUGGUUAUAAAACUAUUUUUAUUGUAUUUCACAAUUUUUUUUAUAUUUAAAUUUAUAUAAAUGGAGGAAACAAAGAUUAAAAUGGAAGUGGAAGACGAAUCUAAGGAAAACAUAAAUCUUUCAGAAGUAAAGGAAAUUAGUUACGAAGAAAAGUUAAAAAUUGUAAAUGCUAUUGCAACCCCAAUGGCUUCAAAGAAAUUUACAAAAAAAAUUUUUAAAUGUAUUAAAAAAGCAUCCAAGCAUAAAGGCUGUCUUCGAAAUGGUCUAAAAGAUGUACAAAAACACCUUCGAAAAGGCGAAACAGGAGUGGUUGUUUUUGCUGGAGAUGCUUUUCCAAUAGAAAUAAUGUGUCAUUUACCAAUUGUAUGUGAAAGUAAAAAUAUACCAUACUGCUACACACCAUCCCGACAAGAUAUUGGUGCUGCACUUGGUGUUAAAAGAGGCACAUUAAUGGUUCUUAUAAAAGAACAUCCAAACUAUCAAGAUCUAUUUAAUGAAGUAAAAAGCACCAUGGAAACAUUAGCGUGUCCUUUAUAAUUAAUUUUAUUAUGUAAAUAUAAGAUCAUUUAAGUUUAAAUACCUUGA
Ceratosolen solmsi marchali is the source of this 668-nucleotide messenger RNA. It is a transcript of the gene NHP2, whose product is annotated as NHP2 ribonucleoprotein. The record is from RefSeq and is a predicted model, not a curated record. Gene Ontology annotation, molecular function: RNA binding. The transcript has 3 exons. NCBI's taxonomy places the organism in Eukaryota, Metazoa, Arthropoda, Insecta, Hymenoptera, Agaonidae. The coding region runs from base 144 to 620 and encodes 158 amino acids.